Molecule: messenger RNA, 1950 nt
Organism: Theileria parva strain Muguga
Lineage: Eukaryota; Apicomplexa; Aconoidasida; Piroplasmida; Theileriidae
Gene: tif225
Product: putative translation initiation factor eIF-2B subunit epsilon
Exons: 3
Coding region: 1-1950 (649 amino acids)
Cellular component (GO): eukaryotic translation initiation factor 2B complex
Molecular function (GO): translation initiation factor binding; translation initiation factor activity; guanyl-nucleotide exchange factor activity
Source: RefSeq, a predicted model, not a curated record
AUGGAGGGGAUAAUAUUACAUGAGUGUGAUACUAUAACAUUUGAGCCUUUAACUUCUUAUGCUGAUGUGAAGGAUUUGUAUAUUGGAGAUUCCACUAUUUUCAUGGAAUCCCUCACUAAUAUUUACCAUUCUGGCAUUAAAAAGGUGUAUUUUUUAGUGGAAUCAUAUAAGCUGAAUAAAUACAUGGCCCUAGAAAAAAGUUACAGUAUCGGUAAAAGGGACUCACAAUUAGUAAUAGAAGUAGUUGCCGUAAAUGUUACUAAAAUGGAUGUCGGCCCAGCAUUAAGAGAAUUUUUCACCACUCACACCAAUAUACAACAAUUUCUACUCAUGUAUAGUAAUACUUUGCUGAGUGUUCCGAUUUCUGACGCUUUAGAGUUUCAUGAUAAUUUAAUGAAGACUAAUUCCAAAUACACAAUGACAAUGCUUUACACACAACACAAUUCCAAACUGUAUAGUGAUAUGGAGAAUGAUGGAGUGGUAAUAUCGAAUGAAAGGACUGGAGAAUUGUUAUUGACAUCGCAAACGGAUUUGAUAUCUUUUGAUUAUAACCUUUUUAGCCGAACUGGUUUUAAUCCUCUCUCAGUUCGUUAUGACCUUCUGGAGUCUUCAGUAUAUCUCUGCUCCUCACUCAUCAUUGAAAGUGUUAUGGAACAGUUUGACAAAAAUCGCAUGUCUCAAUUAGUAAAUGCAAUACUCACUGAUGAGAUUAAAAUUUCUGAAAUCUACUGUUAUACUUUGCAAAAUGACGCAGCUUUUCCCGACUUUCCAGCAGCUCUUAAAAUCAACUCGCCCAGACUUUAUCAUACUAUUUAUAUGCAAUAUAUACAGCGGUUUCUAACUAGUCAUAGUACUGAUAGUAGUAUUGAUAGUGGUAGUAGUGUUAGGGGUAAGAAAGGAAUGGAUGAUGUAAAUAGAGGGAUUGGUCCUAGAAUAAGUGAAACCUCAUAUUUUAAUAGGGAAAAUAUAGUAGCCAGUGCAUCUAACACUAUGAUGAACAGUGUUAAGAAAAGUGUUUUAGGACAUAAUGUGAGAGUUGGCAGUAAUGUCACAGUUGUCAAUAGUAUUGUCUUUGACAAUGUUACAAUACAUAAUAAUUGUAAUAUUGUUGACACAAUAGUAAUGGAUAACUGCGUUAUUAAUGAAGGAGUAAACCUAGUUUCAGGCUCUGUGAUUGGGAAAAACUGUGAAAUUAGCCCAAAACUGGUAAAUAAUAGAGGGAAGUCAGUGUUCUGUGCAAUGGAUCAGACGAAAUUCUAUGACCUAACUGAGGAUUUAGUUGUUGAGGGUGAUGGAAAAGUGUUUUUAUGGAAUUUGGAACCGUUUACAAAUGAUUUUUCGCUUUAUAAAAUUGGUGAUGAUUUCUUUAAUCACACCACAUUCACAAUUGAAUUUGAUAAUCUAACAGACGAUUCCACUCACUCAACGGAAUUUAGUGGUGAUUCAGAUGAUGAUUUUGAUAAUUUAGAUGGCGAUUUAGACGAAGAUGAACAUGAGUUUGAAAAUUUGGAGCUGGAAAUGAUGAUAAUUGAGAGUUUAGAGGAGCCAAAAUUAGUGGAAAAUAAGUUAUUGGAAAUUCGAAGCCUAAGAUUAGCACAUAAUAUUACUGAAACUGAAAUGACAUUUAACACUCAUAAAUUUGCAAUUAAAUGGUUAAUACAACAGGCUCAAGAAGAUGAAAUAGAAGAAACGAUGGAAAAAUCGCAGUUGCAACAAUUACUUAACACUUUCAAAACCAAAUUGGAUAACAAUUUGGAAAAUAAAUUGUUUGAAGAAAUAUUAAGAUUAUGUGUAGAAAAUGGAAAAGAUGAGUUGUAUUUUUGUAAAUUAAUGGAGGCCUUUUAUCACUCGGAAGUGCUAAAUUUUGAAGAAUUCCCAAACUGGGCUAAAAUUAAACAGUUCAAGGAACCAAGAUUAAUAUCAUUCGCAAAUUGGCUGGAAGAAGACUGA